This is a messenger RNA of Pestalotiopsis fici W106-1, 1482 nucleotides long. RefSeq lists its product as uncharacterized. The transcript is spliced from 3 exons. Gene Ontology annotation, molecular function: carbohydrate:proton symporter activity. The coding region runs from base 1 to 1482 and encodes 493 amino acids. The record is from RefSeq and is a predicted model, not a curated record. Lineage: Eukaryota; Fungi; Ascomycota; Sordariomycetes; Amphisphaeriales; Sporocadaceae. Gene Ontology annotation, biological process: transmembrane transport; carbohydrate transport. Gene Ontology annotation, cellular component: membrane.
AUGGCGCCCCGGAAACUAUCGCGACUUAUACCGCGUGACCAGAGAUGGCUCAUCGUAUGCUUGGUACUGGUCUCAGUAAUCGAUUCCGUGCUCGUCGGCUAUGACAGUUCGCUUAUGGGCAGUCUCAAUGUCAUGCCCACCUACAAGAGCUACUUCACCCUGACUACCGCCACGACGUCCCUGAACACGGCCAUCUCCUACAUCGGUGGUGCCGCUGUUGCACCCUUUGCCGGCCUCUUGGUCGACUGGCGAGGCCGGCGAGAAUGCGUGUAUUGGUCGGCUCUCUUUACCCUCAUUGGGGGUCUGAUCCAAGGAUUCUCGAAAAACAUUGGCAUGUUCAUUGCUGGCCGAUGCAUCGUCGGCGGAGGCAUGGGGCUGGCUCAAACAGCCGCCCCGACCCUGGUUGCCGAGACUGCUCCCGUCAAGUACCGAGGCCUGGCUCUUGGCAUGUACUACGCUUGCUGGGGUGUCGGCACCUUGAUCGCCGCUGGUGUCUGCUACGGGACCCAAAACAUUGACUCUACGUAUGCCUGGCGCAUUCCCAGUCUUCUCCAAGUUGUACCAAGUCUCGCCUGCUUUUUGAUAUUGCAAUUCGUCCCCGAAUCUCCCCGCUGGCUCAUUAGCCGCGAUCGCCACGACGAGGCUCUGGAAAUUCUCAACAUUGUCAAUGGCGGUGAUACCGACGAAUCGCAGGUCCAAUACCGGGAGAUUGCCGAUACCAUUGCCCUUGAGAAGGACCGCAACUUGUCCCUGUUCCAAGCGCUGUCCAAGAAGUCCAACCGGAAGCGUCUGAUGCUGACAUCCACAUUUUCCAUCAUUGUCAUGCUCCCAGGAACCAACAUCAUCCAGUUCUACUUUGGCGACAUGCUUACGGGCGCGGGCAUUGAGAGUGCAAGUUCGCAACUCCAGAUCAAUAUCAUCCUGGCCUCCUGGACACUAGUUGUUUCUAUCAUUUCAUCCUGGUACGCCGACUGGCUAGGCCGAAGAUGGUUGUGCGCCAUCAGUCUGGCCUUGCAGAGCGCUUGCUUGUUCCUGUUUGGUGGACUGACCAAACUGUAUGGCGAAUCGACUGACACUGGUGGAAUUUAUGGCACCAUUGCCCUUAUUUUCUUGUACAAUGCCGUCUAUGGUUGGGGAAUCACACCGCUGACUGUCUUGUAUCCCCCCGAAGUCCUCUCUUUUGACAUUAGAGGCGUAGGUAUGGGUAUCUACACUUUUACUACAAAGUGCUGCGGUAUCUUGGCGGCAAUGGCUGUACCCUUUGGUCUGGAGGCCAUCGGGUGGCAAUUUUACAUGGUCAACGCGUGCUUUGAUGUGGUAUUGGUGGUCUUUGUCUUGGUAACUUGGGUGGAAACACGAGGCCUUGCUCUUGAGGAAGUCGACAACUUGUUCGACAGAGAGAAGCGUGCAACGGUUGUCGAGCACGUCAAAGCUGAGAAAGAAGGCCUUCAAUAUACUGAGACGGUGGUAUCAGGUCCCUAG